AUGCUCGACGGCAGAGUCUACACAUUUGGUAGCGGCACUUCGGGCCAGCUUGGUCACGGUGUUCUCCGUGAUGAGCCUCAACCCUUAUUGGUGAGCAGUCUAAGUCGUAUUAGACUUGUGGCAGUAGCAUGCGGAGAUCGACACACGUUAUUCCUAGGUGUAACUGGUCUUGUCUUUGGUACAGGGAGGAACACCUUUGGCCAGUUGGCCUGUGAUGACCUCCGAGACUUCUCUUCCCCACGAAGGAUCGAUGUGGACUCCUGUGGCUCCAUCCCUAUUGAUGUGAGGUGUGGUGGAGAUCACAGCAUGGUCCUGCUGGCUAACGGCCGUGUCGUGGCCUUCGGGUGGAAUGCGUUUGGCCAGCUUGGCAUUGGUAUAUCCCACUUGGGCACUACUCCAGUCUCAGCCAUCUCCUCGCCAACACUAGUGAACCCUCCUGGACCAGGUGUCCGGUUUGUUAGCAUUUCAUGCGGUUUCGCCCACUCCCUCCUUCUAGCUGACUCGGGUCGUGUGUACUCCUGUGGGAUGGGCACUCAUGGACAACUUGGCAAUGACGAGCGUUCACACUGUUGGGUGCCCACACUAAUCCCGACCAUUAGUCGAUGCACGAUGGUCUCAUGUGGAGGGCACCACUCCCUCGUACUGUGCGGCCCGAUGGGAGAGGUAUAUGCCUUUGGUAGCGGCUCCACUGGCAAGCUUGGACGUGGUGACGAUAUGGGAGAUACUUCGAUUCCCGUUAAGGUAUCAGGCCAGCUGCCACCCGUCGCGGCUGUUUGUUGUGGUGGUGCCCAUUCCCUAGUCAUCACCCGAGAUAAGUCUGCCCUCUACGGCUUCGGUAUGGGUCGUCGAGGUCAGCUCGGUGAUGGGCUACGUCGUUCCCACCCUCUUCCCACUGGUCCAGUCGCUGUUGGGGUCAAGUGUAUAGCAGGAGGUGGCUACCAUACAUUGGCAGCUUUAGAAAGUCGUGGAUUCAUAGUUUUCGGGCGUAGCACUCGUGGCCAGCUCGGUGUAGGAUUUGUUGAAGAUGUUUCGGUCCCUUGGCCGUUACCAUUUAGCGUAGUGGAUGAUUCUCUCAGUUAA
This is a messenger RNA of Perkinsus marinus ATCC 50983, 1080 nucleotides long. RefSeq names its product uvb-resistance protein uvr8, putative. Gene Ontology annotation, molecular function: guanyl-nucleotide exchange factor activity. The coding region runs from base 1 to 1080 and encodes 359 amino acids. Gene Ontology annotation, cellular component: cytoplasm. The record is from RefSeq and is a predicted model, not a curated record. NCBI's taxonomy places the organism in Eukaryota, Perkinsozoa, Perkinsida, Perkinsidae. The transcript has a single exon.